AUGCCUCCUUGUCUCAGGCCUUGGACUUCCAGAUCGACCUUUGUUGGCAGCCACAUCAAACAAACUGGUGCUUGCAGGCACAUAGAAACAAUCCUGGCCUCAAGGCUGAGGCGGAGCCCCGCCCUGGAUCCCUAUGCUCGCAGAAUCCUGAGGCUACCAGAUGGCGGCAGUGUUGCCCUAGACUUUGAAGACUUUGAGCACGUGCAGGACCUCCCCCAGGAUGCACCUGUGGUCAUCCUGCUUCCAGGCUUGACUGGGGGCUCGCACGAUUCGUAUGUGAAGUACAUGGUGCGGGCAUGCCGCAGAAAGGGGCUGCGAGCGAUUGUAUUUAACAGCCGUGGCACGAGUGAUGGCCCAGUGACGACGCCCCAAUUCUAUUCCGCCUCGUUCACCGGAGACAUGCGGGCUGUGGUCAAGGAGGUGCAGAGCUUGUUUCCUGACUCUGCUCUUCUGGCAGCGGGCUGGUCACUUGGAGCAAACAUCCUGGUGCGGUAUCUUGGAGAGGAGGGUCCAAAGACUCCCAUCUCGGCUGCCAUCUCCAUGUGCAACCCCUUCAAUCUGGUGAUGUGCGAUGACAACUUCCAUGUGGGCUUCAAUCGCAUAUAUGACAGGAACCUGGCGGCCUCGCUGUGCAACAUAUACAAGCGGCACGAGCAUCUCUUUGAGGGGAUUGGUGGAGAUUACCAGCUGGACCUGGCGGCCAACUGCAAGACGAUUCGUGACUUUGAUGACGCCAUCACCAGAGUCUCAUUUGGGUGGCCCAGUGUUGAUGCCUACUAUGCAGGCUCGUCAUCAUCCCUCUCUGUACCAAACGUCGCCAUACCCUUGCUGUGCAUUCAGGCAGAGGAUGACCCCAUCGCAGUGAAGGGCGCCAUCCCCUACGAGGCACUGGCAGACAACCCAAACUGCGCCCUUGUAGUCACUCCUGGUGGCGGCCACCUCGGCUGGGCAGCAGGGCCUGAAGGGCCGCUCAGUGCUCCCUGGGCGGACAAUGCCUCCACAGAGUGGCUAAACAGCGUGCUUCUGGAGCUGUACCGGCAUGGGAAGCUGCCUGUGAAGCCAUCAGAGUCCAGCUAUGCGCGCGUUGGCGGCAGGCAAGGGGCAGACAGAUCCGUGGAGCGCGCUACUGACGCCGAACCUGGCCAAUUGCUUCAAGUUAAAUGA
Molecule: messenger RNA, 1164 nt
Organism: Coccomyxa subellipsoidea C-169
Lineage: Eukaryota; Viridiplantae; Chlorophyta; Trebouxiophyceae; Coccomyxaceae
Product: AB-hydrolase YheT
Exons: 8
Coding region: 1-1164 (387 amino acids)
Molecular function (GO): short-chain carboxylesterase activity; monoacylglycerol lipase activity
Source: RefSeq, a predicted model, not a curated record